This is a messenger RNA of Pocillopora meandrina, 4549 nucleotides long. Lineage: Eukaryota; Metazoa; Cnidaria; Anthozoa; Scleractinia; Pocilloporidae. The record is from the annotation of a GenBank genome assembly.
AUGCAUGUUGCAACUCUGAGAUUGGUCCUAUAUCUAAUGGUUUGCUGCGAUUUAUGGCUCGCCAGGAGCCAAAAGCUCCAACUUGAUUCAAUCGAUCAAUCGGAAUUAGUGCGCAAAGCCCGUCAAAUCAGGCAACAUCGUCAAGUUCGCCAAACGCGUCAACUUCGUCAGGAACAAGAUAAAGAAACGAAAUGCAAAUUCAAAUUUGCCCUGCUAGAUUUUCCUCCUUACAUUAUGAACCAAAGUAUUAACCAAGGAUUUAUGUAUCAAACCCUUACAUGGUUUGUGGACAUGGUUUGCUUUGGUAGAGAAGCAACAGACCCCAUAGCUUGCAAAAUGGUACCAGUAUUUGUUCAAAAUCAAGACGAGAUGGUGAAAUUGAUUAAAAAUGGGUCGGUUGAUUUUGGUUUUCCAAUUCUGUCGGAUGCAAAACAAAAACUUACGGGUCUAGAUAGUGUGACACUCACACGGACAUUUGUAUCAUCCGGGUGUUCAAUGAUUGUGAACUUAAAGCAGUGCAAAGCAGAGUCACGGGAACAGUUAUUUACUUCCAUUACGUCACAAUGGCCAAUAUUGGCUUAUAUCAUAUUGCUGUCAGGGAUAUCUGGAGUGAUCAUUUGGCUCUUGGUAAGAGUUAAGGCUUAUCAUCGUCAAUCUAUACUCAGCUUCUGAAGCUCUUCAGUUUUAAUUCUACGUAAGGUUAGAUUCAAACUUAAUUGUUACGGCUUUAGCAUGAAAAUAGUUCAAGUAGGAAUCGACAGCACUAUUUUUGAGUAAACGGUUAGUUAGGCACACCUUAUCACUUCACCGAAAUAGAAAGCCAAACUAAAAAAAAGAACCUCACAGUAAAUAAAAAGAAAACUGUAAUACCCCACAAGUCAUGAAUCUACAAAUAAGGUUUGUUUGUUUGUAGGUGAAAAAAGACCGUUGCAAUGACGCAAACUAUCAAAUAAGGACAUUUUAUUCCAAGAUGCCACAAUUUCGGAUAGAGUAAUACUGCUGCAAACUUUGCGCGUUGUAAGCCUUAAGUAAGCUUGAAGUGUACUGAUUUUCAUGACAGGAACACCGUUCAAACGCGUCUCAGUUUUCACCCUUGUUCACGAAAGGAUCACCAGAAGGCUUUUGGUGGGCAGUGGAAUCACUUACAACAGUAGGGUAAGUUGAUUUAGAUUUACACACCGGAAGUAUGACGGUUCGACAUCAACUGUGACGAGUCGUUCGAUUCGAGUCGAUUCGACAACAUCUCCAACCCACCUUCGUAGUUACUCGCGGAAUAUUCUCUAAGUGUCUUGCAAAUCGACUUCCGGUAUGACGGGUCGACAUCAGCUGCGACGAGUCGUACGAUUUGACAAAAUCUGCAACCCCCUUUCGGAAUAUUUUCUAAGUGUCUUGCAAAUCGACUUCUGGUGUGACGGGUCGACUUUAACUUAGACGAGUCGUUCAAUUCGACAACAUUUUCAACAACCCUUGACAGUUACUUGUGAAAUAUUUCCUAAGUGAUUUGCAAAUCGACUUCCAGUUUCCAUCUAAUGAGAGACGGUUUAUCAGAUUUCCGAUAUAACGAGACGCAUUAACCGGUAGAACGAUUCGCAAACUGCCUUUGACGAAUCGUAGCGGUUUGGGUGUAUUGGACAACCCUAUUAGUAUACUUGCUAGACUAUCCUCAAAGCGCAAAGAUAUUUGGUUCCUUUUUCUCAUUAGGUACGGGCAGGGCAUUUAUUAUGCUACAGGAGGGAGGCAGUGUGGACUAGUGGCUGGAGUGCUGCAUUUGUAAUCUGGAGGUCCCAGGUCUAGGCCCUCCACCCUCCGCUACUCACUCCUCGGCUGCGCUUUGUAUAUAGCAAAUGUUCAGCUUCCUUCCAGUUGGGAAUUUCAUUCAUUCUCUCAUUUAUAAAUUCAAUCAUGUCUACUGAUCCUGAAAAGCCUUAUCGGGGAAGUGGUCAAUUAGGUAUAGAUUGAGAAUUUAUAUACUUACUACACUAUCCUCAAAGCGCGAAGAUAUUUGGUUCCUUUUUCUCAUUAGGUACGGUGAUAAGACGCCUAAAACCUUCUGUGGACGUUCAUUUGGUAUAAUAUGGAUCUUGAUAGGAGCUAUAACGUUGUCGCUGUUCACCGCUUUAUUUAUAAAUGUUAUCCAAGCUUCCCAGGAUGGUACGAGAUGUAGGGACAUCGGUGGCAAAAAGGUUAGUAACCCUAACAUGAAUACCUAAAACCCUUUGCACCCUAACAUCAUUAUGCCUCUUCUCUAUGGUUUCCUCUAUACAUUUCUUAAGGUGCUGGAAAAAAGAUUUUUUUUUAACAAUCAAGAGUUUCUUUAGUUGGUGAUCAUUUCUUUUAUUCUCGUGACCCUAAUGUUUGAUUCAGGUGUGAUAUUGUAAGGAAAUAUUAGUUGACUAUUUUCUUGGUUUCAAAUUAGAUUCCCUACAUUUUUCAAUUUAUCCUAAACGAAGCGUCGAAAGGCCUUUCCCUGGAAAAGUUAUUUUACCAAUAAAUGGAUCCUACCCUCAUCGAUCGAACUCAGGAACAGCUAAAAUGCAACUCGGCCCUGUGACUCAAACCUUUGAGUCACAGGACCGAGUUGUUAAAAGCAGGGUUCAUAUAACUCAGCAGUAAUGUGAAAUCUUAUUUAAGAUCUGAAAGCUGUAAAGAAAGGUUGUUACGAUUUGUCCACACUUAUUAAAUGCUCUUAGGAAAAAAAAUGGAGAAAAUUAUUCGAAAGAGGUUGCUGAACAAAGGUGUAAAGAAACCCGCAUGAAAUUAACCCCGGAUUAGCGCUACUCAGACUUCGAACAGCUAAGCUAGGAAUUAUGAGCUACCUGAGUCCGAGUUAGCAAGUUGUAUGGAAGAAUGAAAUUAGCAUUAAACAAUUUUAAUUGAUUGUCGAAGUGGAAAAUUGCUCUGGUUUUGUACAACUUCGGAUAUUGUUGGCCCUUUUAACAACAAUGCCUUCCCUGUUCCUAUUAUUUAGGGUGGGUCUUUCCGGAACUACAACUUAAGUGUACUUUCGUUGUACAGGUUUUUUUUCAUAUUCUUUGCAAGAGGAAAGUACUUAUCAUCUGGCAAUAAGCCUUUAUAGAUUGUGCUAGUAAAAGUAGCAUAUUAUGCUAGUGGUAUUACUCGAUCAUUUUUCAAAUGAUGCUCAAAAUUAAACUCGUUUUUGAAAAUUAUGCUACUUUUUAUUUAAGUGCGCUUUACAAAAAAAGAAAAAAGAAACAAACGAAGUCUAAAGUAUAUAUUUGUUGUCAAAUUAACAUGAAAUCUUCUUCAUUUUGAGAUACAUACUUGCUCUGACAAAACAUAAUUAACUAUUGGAUUCCAGACGAGAAGCAGUGACUUGACGAGUCAAAAUGUAAGUUUCUCUUCGGCGCUAUUUUGUUGCCUGUGAAAGCGGGAACUAUAAACGAUGUAAUCUUUACUACGGGUAUGCCCACUCCUUUAGACAACAAACGAUUCUAUACUGCGGUAACCCUCUUCUUACAAGACAUUGAAAACCUGACAAUAGACAUGAACCAUAGACCGAAAAUCAUUCUUGCGCAAUCUACAAGGGCCCAACUGGCACAUAAAAAUUUGUCUGACGCUAAUUUACUUGUUAGGUGGGUGUGUCCAACAAGAAUCCUGAAACGCAUAUAGUCGCUAUGGAGCUGGACGCAGACUUUGUCAGUAAGUAAUUCUUUUCAGGCUAUUUCAAUGUUCUUGUAUAACGCGUUGCAUGACCAUUGUUCUUCAGGAACGACUACGAAGGUAAAAAAAUAAGCUUAAAAAUUACCUUUUAAUUGCAGUUAUAUUUCAUAUACUUUUGUAUCAAAACUCUAAAGAGAAAUUUGUCCGCCGCUUUUUCUCAUUUUAUUAAUGUAAGAAUUUGCGUUGGCGACCAAAUCAAAUAAAUUUUUAAUUAACAGAGUUCAACAACCUGGAUGAGAUGCAAGAAAGUCUUAGCCAAGGAAUAAUUGGAAGAGUAAUGGUGGAUCGCAACACUGCAUUUCACUUUUUGGAUAAAUCUGGUUUAAAACGAAACAGACAGAUCCGAAUGAUUCGUAACAUCGAUUAUCCAAUGGAAUAUUACCUGGCUCACGUGAGCCAUGACGUAAUGGCGUCACCGAAUGAUACGAACGAUUCUGAUGACGAAGUAUUGGCUAGAAAAACUCAGCUUUCGGUUUGCGGGGAAAGCCUGAAAGAGUUAUCAGCGGAUGUGAUGGCAGUUGCAAAAGACACUGCCAAAGAGCAACUUAUCCCUGCCGAAUUAAAGGUAGUUAAUUGUUUUUUUUUGUGAAUUUUCUAUAUUUCACCACGCGCCAUUCUUCUCUUCAUGCUUAGCAUUUAUUCUGAUGCAAUCAAGAGUUUGAAAAUUAUUUUUUCUUUGUAGACAGCAGAUUUGUCCGAUGAAAUGGAAGGGUUAUUCUCCACCGGCUCACAAAUGACCAAAUUUAUAUUAUUGGCCUUAUUGGGAAUACUUACCUUCCUAAUGAUCAUCGGCAAACUUUGGGAAGUCUACACCAACUGUAAGCCAACGGUACGCAAGAAGAGAAAAGGUAACUACUUCUUAAAUUAA